Molecule: messenger RNA, 7168 nt
Organism: Branchiostoma belcheri (Belcher's lancelet)
Lineage: Eukaryota; Metazoa; Chordata; Leptocardii; Amphioxiformes; Branchiostomatidae
Product: tumor suppressor p53-binding protein 1-like
Exons: 32
Coding region: 223-7059 (2278 amino acids)
Biological process (GO): DNA damage checkpoint signaling; positive regulation of transcription by RNA polymerase II
Cellular component (GO): nucleus
Molecular function (GO): ubiquitin binding; histone binding
Source: RefSeq, a predicted model, not a curated record
CCGUAGUGUACAUGAACAUGGACUUUAGUCAGCCAGACUUGAGUCAGAGCGAUGAGACGCCGUGCUUCAUGGUGGAGAACUCCCAGCUGGAGACCAAGGCGGAAGGAGACUACUGUAACAGUGAUGGGGAGGACGUCAUCUUCAGACACAAGAUGUUAGCGAAGUUAUCAGCUCUGAGGGACAGCAGUACCAGUCCUAUCAUGGAAGUAGAGAUGAUGGCAAAUGGACACAAAUGCCACAUCACCAUGGCAACAGGUGCACCAGGCCAACCAGGAGGUAGCCAGCAUCCUGGACCAUCAGGUCCUCAAAGUGCCGGGGCCUCGGGAUCAGGUAGCCAAGGUGGAGGAGCAGAGGAUGAUGGGAAUGGAGGGGCAGAGCCAGGUGGAGGAGGAGGCGGGGGUGAUGGAGGUGGUAAUGAUGAUGAUAACGAUAACGAUGAAGAGGAAGGAGGUGAUGAUAGCCAUCAUGAGGAGGAGGCAGACACAUCGACCUCCACUCCGCAGAGCAGUGGAAAUAGCAGUGGCAGAGGGACGACGUGAAGUAGACACAGGAUCAGAGAGUGAAGGGCUGGGUGGACUUAGUGAAGCAUCUACAGCCCUUGUGACUGACUCAGAAAUGUCUCCUGCUCGUAGGAGUGUGCCUCAUCUAACUAGCCCUGGUACCAGCAAGCUGAGUGGCAGUAGUAAGCUGAGUGGCAGCAGCUCCAGUGGCAGUGUCCAGCUACAGUCCUCAACCAUCAGCACAGUCAGCUCAUUCACUAGCAGCUCCAGUGGGUCCAGCAGCCACAUAGAAACUCCAUUAAAAAAGUCGCCCAGAAAAUCUCCAAGAAAGUCUGAAUCUACGAUUAAGAUGUCUCCCUUGAUAACGAAGUCCCCAAAGAAGUCUCCUCACAAGUUUCCCAGGAAGGCCGGCCAAACAAAAGAGUCCCAAAUGAAGGCAAGAAGACGUCUUGGUGAGGAGGAGCUUUCUGCAGCAAGGGAUGCAGAGGCAAAACCGCCAGAGGAAGAGAAUACAAAGCCAGAGGGAGGAGGGUCAGGUAGCAGUGGGGCAAGUAAUAAGAUCCACGAGCACACGUCAGGGGAGCUGCGUAUGGAGGUACACACUGCCAUGGAGGAACAGCCCUUGAGUAUACCUGACUCACAGCCCACAGGAAGGCCAGACUCGCCUAACCCACUGUCUUCACAACAGGAUAUGUUUUUAGAAGAAAUCCAGAGACCCCAAGAUGAGCAUGCCCUAUCCACCCCAGCUGAAAACCUGGGCUGUCUGCAGCUGUCAGGAGAACCCAUGUUAGUGCAGGACACCAGUCUGUCAUCAGAGGGAGGUUCUGAGAAUGUCAUCUCCCCCUCACCAGAGGCGUACGGCCACACCCCACACAUCAUCCCAUCCUCACCUACACAGGACACACAGGAACAAGAUCACCCUGUGGAAGUUGCAGAAGACCCUCCUGUUCCGUCAUCACCAGCAUCGUCACAGACUGCCCAGUCUGUGCAAGAACUUGUAGAUCAUCCAUGGCAGCCAAGUGAACCACAGUGGUCCCAGGAUCUGCUUGCAUCAGGUCCAGAUGAAGACCAAAGUGUGAAGUCUGCUGAGAUGACUAAGGACUCAGCCAGCCGACCUCCCUCCCUACACCUGCAGCUUUCUGAUACACAACUUACAUCAGGUCCUGAUGAAAGCACAUUACAGGGAGCGAACAACAAAGCUGAUUCAGCUUUACCUACAGAACAAACCAAACCAGAAGGACUAAAGAGCAAUGAGACUGAAAGUUCCUCCUCCUCUGGGAGUAGUCAGACAGGCAGGAGGAGUGAACGGCAGGAGUUAAAACAAGCUCUAGACUUCUUGAAAGGAAUGUUUCCUAGUCUGGAUGAGGACAUUCUAAGCAGUGUUUACAAGGCGCAAAAUCGUUCCCUGGAAGCUGCCAUUGAGCAGCUACUGGAGAUGAGCCAAGGGAGUGGAGUGAUCGGAGUGUCGGUGGAAAUGACAGAGGAUGUGCCAAUAGAGAAGAAACCGGAAAGUGUGACUGUCAGGGUGCAAUCAUUAGGAAAAGCUGAAGGCAACAGUGUUCAGAAGAAACAUGUUUCACUUUGGAACAUGGCAAGCACCAGCAAAGAUGAUCUGCAGACAUCAUAUAGCCAGGUUGAAAUGAUCGGAGAAGAUGGGAGCCAAGAAAAAGAGGAAAUCAGAAAGUCUGAUGACAAUGAGAAGCAAGAUGUGACAGAGGACAUCGCCCUGAAAGAGGGUGGUGACAGGUCUUUGCAGAGGGAAGAUAACACUGAUGAACAAGAAGAAGGCUCUGAUGUACAGGACAAUUGGGCACUUCAUUUUACCCCAUCCUUGGAUGGUUCCCAGUCCCAAAACUUGCAAAGUCGGUUGAGGGAAAUGAGUGGGGACUUAGACCAGUCCACAGAGCUAGAGUUAGCACCAAGCCAGCUGCUCUUCCUACCUCAAGCUACCAACCAGCCGAAGGGACCAGCUCCUACAGAACAUUCCAGUGAAGAAGUGGAACAUGUAGCUGUCACAGACACCAGUUCCCAAAAAGGUGAAGAAGCAGACAAGGGUUCGGGUGUUGAGGAGGAAGCUGACAUUUCAGUUGCAGAAGAAGAUGGCAAAGGAGAGGCUGCUCUCAGUGCUGGCCACAGUAAAACAUCCAAAGAAGAUUCCUGCAUAGAAGUUGUUCUUUGUGAUACUGAAAAAGAGGAGCCACUAGGAGACAACAGGGCAACACCUUCAGCACAGGCCAACAACUCAGAGUCUUCAGUUCCCUUCCACCUUGCACUCCCCAAAGAUGGAGGGCUGUUCCGACCGAUUGCCACCACCCCUCCCCUCAUGAAAGCCAAGCGCCCCCGCCUGCCCAGACACAGCACUCCCCUGCCUGACUACACAGAGUCUCCCACGGACACCACACCAACUAGUGCAGUCACUAGUGCUGUCACCACCCCUGAAGGGAAUGGUAGUGCCUUUGCUGACCCAGGUUCCAGUGGGGGGCAGGGACCAACCACUCCCGCCAAUAGGGGUGGGCAGCCUGGGGCAGGGCCUCCACUACAGAUGAGGAUGGGAGCUGUACUGGAGAGCCAGUCAGAUCAUACACAGGAGGACAACCAGCAACCUCUCUUUCAGCUACAAAAACCCCCAGAGCUGGAUGCUGACCGGCUGAAGGCCAUCAAGGAGAGUCCCAGCAAACUCCCCUCCCUCUUCACCAGGGUGAGAGAAAAGGUCCGGCCUCAGCAGGAGGAACAGGACAGCAGCUCUGAGGAAGAUGAUGCACCUCAGCCAGCGGACAGUGAAGACUUGUUUGGUCCUCCUGUAAGCAGCAGGAAGACGGGAAAGAAGGGGAAAGGCCGCAAGAGGAGGCCAGUUCAGUUAUCCGACUCUGAAGAGGAGUCAAAGAUUAGCCAGGCAGAUGUGAUGGAAGUUCCUCAGGAACAGCACACAUGUGGAAUAACCCCAGAGAAGAUGGAGAAACCUGAAGUUAAGGCUGAAGCACAGACAGAGCCACCUGAGGAGAUAAAGGAUUCCUGUCAGUCAGCAGCCAGGGAACAGUCUCCUGACAGCAAGUCUAAAGAGAGGGAAGAGCCAGUUCACCCUCUCACAAAGUCCCAGUCUGUGUCAUCUAAUGCAGACACCCUGGAGUACUGGAGAAGUAGUGAGGAGGGAGAACAGAUGCCUGGGCAGCUGGGUCCAGAUGAGACUGGAAAACAAGGACAAAGAGAAGGCGAAUCAAGUGAUGACCAUGCACAACUCAUCAAGAAGAGAAAAAGAUCCCCAACUGCUACAGAGACAGUUGCUACCUCUCAUACUACUGAAAGAGAUGAGAUACCUGCUGUAACAGAAGAUCCAAAGACUCCUGAAAAACUGCCAGGAGAAGAGAAGGAUCCUUAUGAGUACACUUCACAGGUGAGCCCCAUUCAGGACAGGAGAAAGAGGAGGCAGGUGGUGGCAGCAGGGUUGGGAAGUCCACCAGCUUCUAUCCCCACAUGGAAGGGCCCCUCUACACAGUCAGCUUCAACAACCAGGGUAGUGGGAAUACAGGCAAAUACCCAACCAUCACCUACAAGAAAAACCUCGAAAAAGAGGAAAGAAGUUCAGCCCAAAUCUGCAACACUUGGGGCACAUGGUGGGGGAACCUCCCCAUCAGGACGUGGUUCAACCCCAAGUGCCCAGGGCAUCAGCACAGAGCAGGGACAGCCCACUGGUGGGGAUGGGGGUGAGGAAAAGGAGGAGGGAAGAGGAGAUGGGAAGAGGAUGGCAGGAGAUGGAGAUGGGGAAGACGGCCAACCGCCUCGGAAAAAGGUGAAAAUCGACGAGGAAAACGACACAGAAUCUGCUGGAGGGGAAGAAGAGAGCCCACCACAGUAUGUUCGUGAGACAACCAUCACCACCAUCACAGAAACAAUUGUCAAGAGAGUUAUCACAGAGAAAAUCAAACGUGGACAGAAAAUUGUGGACUACCAAGUGAUAGAGGAGACAGAGGACCCAGUGGUAGACAUAGAGGAGGAAGUGUCCAUCUCACCAAGUAUAUCCCGGACUGGCAGCUCACUCAUGUCAGGGGAACUCGCAGACAUCAGCUCUCUCUCUACAUCAGCUUCAAAAUCAUCUCCCUCAAGCUUGUCUAAAAGCCUCAGCUCAUCAAGCUUGAGUAGGACUAGCAGCUCGGGUCCUAGUGUGGCCAGUCUGGAGAGAACAUCCUCCAGCCAGUCCAAGUCCUCCAGUUCCUCCCCCAGCGCAGGUGGGGAUCAGAGGGGGGACACCUCCCACGGAGGGGGUAAGGACCAGGAGGGCUUCACCAAACCUGUGGGGUCACCCAGGAGACGGAGGUCAGGGAUAGGCAGCCAGCUCUUGGGUCAACAGUCAAAGGUGACAAGCGGCAGUCAAAGGUGGGAGGUCAGUGAAGCUGGAACACAGACGGAUGCUGCUAGCAGCAGUGCAGGCAAAGGUGCAGAGGACAAGGCUGAAAAGAGAAGACCGGAAGGAGAGGAGAAAGGGGAGAGAGAACAACAGUCUAGGAGAAGAAAAAGCAGCCGUGUGAGACAAGCAGAAGAAACAGUGAGCUCAGAAGAACUUGAGAGGGAAACAAACUCUUCUAGGAGAGCAUCAACGACAGCUAUACAGAAGGGAUCUGACAGUACAGAAGAAGACACAGGCAGACAUAGCAGGACUAGACUAGUUGGCCCCUCUGGAGAGGACAGUGGCAGAACUGCAGAAGAGGACCUGGCAGAAGCAGGACCAGCUGCACAAACAUCUGAGAAGAGUCCACGGGGGCGGAGACCCAGAGGAAGGACAAGGGGCAGUCCUCGAGGCAGAGGGAAGAGAGGGGGAUCAUCUGCUGGGAGAAGGUCUGCAGACAGGACUGCUAAAACACCUCGAGGUCGCAAGGAAAGCAGAAGUAGCUCAGCAGCAAGGUCAUCUAGGUCUUCUAGGGGACAAGAGAGUGAAGAUCAGAGCAGUGAAAGUUCUGAGGAGAGAGCAGGAUCUCCAGAAAUUCCCUUUCAAGGGGUGCAACAGAGGCUGUCUGGAAGGAAUGACAAACCACAAGAAGAAGUAACUAGAGAGUCCUCAGACAGUGGAGGCUCAGAGCCGAGAGAAGGGGCUCGUGUGAUGGCCUUGCUUGUGAGUGACAAGCACUGGUACCCUGGUGUCAUCCUCAAGACACUGAAAAACGACAGGUACCUGGUCAGGUUUGAGGAUGAGGAUGAGACUACUGUCCGUCCGAGGGAAAUCGCAGCCAGGAACUUGAUGGUGGUGUCCCGCCUGCCUGUCAACACGGCUGUCCUGGCUGGUGUAGAGGAUGUGCAGGACUGUGUCUACGCACCAGGGAUUGUUCGAGGUUACCAUCACAGUGGAGAGACGGGGGCAGAAGACUAUCUGGUGGAAUUCAAUGAUGGAUCCACUGUCAGAGCACCCCAUGCCAAUGUAAUCCUGAACCCAGAACAGGCUGCAGCAUACCGGGCUCAAAUCAUGAGAGUUUCUGAAGUGUCUGCUUCUGUUUCUUUGGACAAUCUUGUCACUGGAAAGAGGAAGAGACCUGGGACUGCUAAGGAAUACAAAACUCCAGACAGAGGAAGAGCAAUCAGGGAAACUGAGUACAGCUCUGGAGGCACAAGCAGUAGCAUAACAACUCCGAGGGGCCCACAGGCUAAGAGAAGAAGGCGGAUGGAAGAGGCUGAGGAGAUGGACCGGGGGACAGGACAGGCACCCAAACCUUCAACUUCUUCUCCUGUCAGAGGUGUUCCCACCCUACCAGCAGGUAUAAUGGACAGUCCCCAGCCCCAGUCUGCCCGUCGCUCCCUGCGCAGCCAGGACGAUCAAGAGCAACUGGGCCCCCUCCCUACCAACAGAAGACUGUUCAGGGGCUGUGCCUUCAUCCUGACGGCUGCACCUAAAGACAAGGCAGAGAAGGCCUCAGCUGCUGCAGAGUCUCAGUCCAGUGAGGACAGUGAAGAAGAAAUGAGCACCCUUCCCUACAGUAAGAGCCAUGUCCAGCUCCAGAUUGAGCAGGGUGGAGGGAAGGUUUACGAGGACUUCAAGAGGAUGCAGGAAAGGUCCAAAUCCACCCAUCUCUACCUGAUUGCUGACAGCUUCUGCCGCACCAAGAAGUACUUCCUGUCCCUGGCACACGGCAUCCCGUGUGUGUCCCACCAGUGGAUCAGGGACAGCUGUAGUCAGGGGUGUCUACAGGACUACAAGGCUUACCUGCUGCCAGCUGGGAGGAGUCUGGAGACCAGGAGGACUGUAGAAUGGCAACCACGAGGUCGAAUUUUCCAGAACAUGGGUGCACUUGUUGUGUCUGAAAGCAGAGACUUCAGAGACGUGUGGGCUGACAUUCUGGUAGCAGCUGGAUGUGUAAUGGCUAAGAAGGUGUCAAAGGAGGAGGCAGAAAGUGCCCCCCUGGACUGUGAUCUUGUGGUCAGUGACCCCUCGUGUCCAGGGUCCCUUGUACAGAGGGCAGGACAGCUGGGAGUCAAUGUGGUGUCCACAGAGUGGGUUAUCCAGUGCCUGAUACACGCACACAGGGUUGGUUACACAGGACACGCAAAGUACAGGCAUGACUUCAAGGACACUUAAUCAUGUGUAGAACAACUGUAUAAAAAGUUUCACUGCCAGAGAAAUAUAGAUUGAACUACUGGUAUUAUAUUGGUAUUAUAUCUUAACUGGACUACCAAACAACUAGCAC